CUUAUUUUAUAUUUUAGGAGUGUAGUCAUCUUUCAAUCAUUUGGCAGGCCGCAAUUCAACGAGACAGUGUGUUGUUCGGGUUUUAAUAACAUUAUAAGACGCUGCUGUAGUUUUUAAGGGAAGUCGCCCAGUAUGGGCUCGGAGGACAUUAUGUUCAAGUUUUUCUUCCUGGUGACGUGUACCACUGUUAUGUCCGAUGUCACCGUUGAUCCUUUUGACUCCAAAUGGCGUUGUCAGAAAACUCCGGAAUGGAAAAUCGAAAAUCAUAAUCCUUUGUCAGAGUCUAUGGGCAGUGUCACAAUUGUAGCCCUCUUAUCAGCUAGCUGAGGCUUCUGUCUGUCGCAGGCUUCCAGUUUGGAGGCACUCCGACAGACAUUUAUUUCUGAAGAUAAACAUGAUGUGAAAUUCAUGAUCGUCAACAGCAAAGAACUCUGGUCUAUAAUCUAUAAAUCAGAGCUAGAAAAACGUACAUAUAUUCCUGUGUACCAAGACAGACCAUUGUUAAAUAUCUGGAACACUCUUGAGGGAGCUAAAGAUGACUUUCUGAUUUAUGAUAGGUGUGGACUGUUGAACUAUCACAUUCGCAUGCCGUACGCAUAUCUUGGCUUCGGUAUUGUGGAGACUGCGAUCCGCGAAAUACAUACUGGUUUGGGCAUCUGUCAGAAUUGCACUGAGUCGGUGCCCAUUGUCACAACGGAUUCUCCAGUCAUUAUCACCGAUGCUACUACCGAUGUCACCGAUGUAACCGGUGUCACUGAUGUCACCAGUGUUGGCACAACGAUUUUCCAGACGGGGAAUCUGAUGUCCUCGACGGGCCCCUUCGCCCUCCCACCUAGACGUAAAAAGGUGGGCGUUGUCGAGCGUCGCUCAAAAGAAGAAAAAAAUAAGACAAUUUAGGGUUUCAAAGGCAUAUUUAAUCGAUUUUGGAGACUUGUAAUGUGUAGAAAAUACAUAUGGGUCUUUUUUUUUCUUUUUUUUUUAUGGGUCUUUUUUUUUUUUUUUUUUUUUUUUUUUUGCUCUCCCCCUGUCGCCCGCUGGCGCCACCCCUGGAUGUCACUGAUUUGUAGAUGCUAGAAAAUUACCUAUAUACAGCACUCUAACUACGUUGAUAACAAUGAAAUACGAUUAUGAUCAUGAUAAUGUUGAUAACGAUAACAACUUUUAAACCUCAAUUUUCCUUGUUUUAUUUUUGUUUAUUUCUUUUGAAAAUUUUCUAUAAUAAACUAUACUUUGAUGCAUAUGUACACUUAAUUAGCCCUAAACUUGAGGAGUAUGCCUAACACCUCCACUACUAAUGUUGUAUCUUCAACUUGCUUCUAUGACGAAUUCUUGUCAAAUCCCUCCAGGAAUCAGGAAAUCUGAUGUGUCUGCAUGUUCAAAGAGAUCAAUAGUAGAGAGUAGCUGUUGCACAAAUCAAUAAAUUUAAGUAUAGUCAA
Messenger RNA from Anneissia japonica, 1436 nucleotides. RefSeq names its product selenoprotein Pb-like. Gene Ontology annotation, biological process: selenium compound metabolic process. The transcript has 4 exons. The record is from RefSeq and is a predicted model, not a curated record. Gene Ontology annotation, cellular component: extracellular region. Lineage: Eukaryota; Metazoa; Echinodermata; Crinoidea; Comatulida; Comatulidae. Gene Ontology annotation, molecular function: selenium binding.